Messenger RNA from Acanthocheilonema viteae, 4107 nucleotides. The record is from the annotation of a GenBank genome assembly. NCBI's taxonomy places the organism in Eukaryota, Metazoa, Nematoda, Chromadorea, Rhabditida, Onchocercidae.
AUGCAAUCGGAGCUUACAGAAUUGGAAGAAAAAUUAUCUUUGGGCAAUCAAUUGCUAGCAUAUGAUAUCGAUCUAAAAAGUGCCGAUAGUCCGGAAGAUAUUGGAGAAAAGGCGAAAAAUAUUGAGAAUUUAGAGCAGUUCAUGGUUUCACUAAUUGAUAAGUUGAAAGCUUGUGAUAGCAGUAAUAUGACCGAGGAACAACGAAUUGAUAUGGAAAGAAAAUUAGAUGAAGCGAUGUCGCUUAUUAAUAAGCUACAUGCUUUACGGGAAUCUAUUUCAAGUCAUUUAAAAUCACUUGCUGAUUGGAAAACUGCUGAAGGCGAAUUAGAAGAUGAAAUACGGGUAAUUAUGGACAAUAUUGAAGGACUACGUGAUAGCUAUUCGCAACCGCAACCGUACCCAACAGCAAUCAAUGAUGUAAACAUAUUGCAACGAUUACAGGAUCAGAUCAUGAAAUUAUUGCAAAAAACGAUAGAUAAAGAACAAACUUUAUCACAAAAUUUGCCUAACUAUCAUCCUGCAAUCAAUGCAAUCAAGCAACAAAUUGAAAAAGCUACUGAAGAUGUUAAGAAAUUAUUGCCAUCACUUAUUGAAGAUGUUUCAACAGAAAAGCAACUUGUUGACAUACAAAACGAUUUAAUCAAUCAAUUGAAUGGAUUGAAUGAUCGCGCCAUAGUGAUUCGUAAUGAACCACAUGAUGAAACACAAAUUCCACGAUUAGAAGAAUUGAAAAAUGAGCUUGAAGAAGUAGGUGAUAUGCUGAAAGAAUUGAAGGAAAAGGAAAACAAACCAAUGAAACUGGUGCUACAUUCAGAUGAUCUAAAGAUAACAUCUGUAGUUGAUCAAUAUGAAAAAGUUAAUCGACUUCUGAAUGAAACCAAAGAGCAAUUGGCGAAUCAAGUUGCUUCAACGGAAUUGCAAUCGACAGUUAGUAAUGAAGCUCAAGAGCUGCAUUAUAUUGUCGAUGAAGCAUAUAAAGUUGAAAAUGAUGUCAACGCAACAGCAAGCGAUUUGCGGAAGGCAAUUGAUGAUCUCAAAAAUGGUCGAUCACAUUUGACAGCAUUAAAAAAUGCAUACGAUCAACUAGAAAACGUACCGGAUAUGAAUUUAUUCUAUGAAAAUGUAUUUGAUGAGAUUUCGACACUAAAUGAACAAUAUGACAAUGUUGAAAGGAAUUUGGAAGAUCGACUUGAUAUGCUGAAUGAAUUUGAUGUAAUAGCGGAUAGUGUAAAUAAGCGAUUGAUGGAUCUUGAAGAUAAUGUACAUAAAUUAGAAGUUCCAAGUGCCAGCUGUGAAUUAUCCGUUGCCGAUAAAGGACUUAGUGAUGUUAAUGAAUUACAAGAAUCAUUGAAAAAAUUACACGAAUUGAAGGAACAAUUAACACCAUUAUUGAAACCUGCUUCUACAGUUGAAAAUUUCGAUAAUCGUUUAGCAGAUGUGAGCAAAAAUUUCCAACAAUGGCACGACGAGAGUGUGAAAAAGAAGCAAGAAUUGGAGGCUGAAAAUAAUCUGUUAAGUUUGAUCAACGAUUUUGAGCAAACUCUUGUUAAUGCGGAAAAUGAUUUCGAAAAACUUGAAGGAACAAUGAAUGCAUUGAAGAGUUUCAAAGAUAUGAUUUUGCCAAUAGUAGUUGAAAAAUCUGAUCGUAUCAGAGAUCUAAUAUUACCGGUAAAAACGGAAAACAUUAAGCAGCUUUAUCAUAAUGUCGAUAUGCUAAAUGAUCGAUUUAAUGAUUUGUCAACACGUGUGAAUGAUAAAUUGAAUGAUGCAGAAAGACAAGAGAAUCUAUUUGAUGACAUUCAACGAGAGCUUAAUAAUAUGGAACAAAAAACUGAUGAUUUUAUCAAGAAAUAUACCACAUCACAAGAUUUAUUAAUUGCCAUGGAAGAUGUCGAUCAGCUGUAUUCUCUUCAGGAUCAAAUUCCAUCAUUAUCAGCAAUGGAAAAUAUUACAGAAGAUGGACUUAAAGAUAAUUUAAUAAAGAAAGCAGAUACUAUGAAGAACAAAAUCGAAAAUUUGCUUGUUCCGCUUAAAAAAGAUAUACAAAAAGAGCAAGAGUUGAUGCGCGAUUUGCAUGAAACAUUGUCUACAUUAACUGCAAUUGGUGAUGAUGUUAUUGCAGUUGAUCCCAAUACUGAAUCAUUACAACAGCUAGAAAGCAUUCAUCAAUUAGCGGAAAAUUUGCGACAAUUAAAAGGAAAAAUUGAAAAGUUGGAAGAAAAGUUACAAAGUUCGGAAGGGAUGGUUAAACAUGCAUUAGUAACUGAUGAUCUAUUUGGUCGUGUUGUACAGUUACAAGAUGCACUUGAUGAUAAGAAAGAAAAAUUGACAGAACGUGCUAAAUUAUGUGCUAUAACUCCGGAGAUAAAUUUGAUCAACGAAAGUGUGCAAAAUUACAUUAAUGAAAUGGAACAAAUACCAAUGCAAACAAUUGAGGAGCAAAAUGUUGCAUUAAGUGAGCUAGAGGGAAAGAAAUAUGAACUUGAAAAUCUGCUCAAAAAUAUUCCUCAAGGUGAUGAAGGCAGUGAAUUACGAGAAAAGUGUAAUUGGUUACUGGGACAACUCAAUGAUGUUCUAAAACGAUUAGCUGAUGCAGUUGCAAUUAAAGAGGAAAUUGACACACAAACUAUACCAACAUUGAUUUCUGAUGAAAAUACUGUGUCUGAACCUGAUAAUCAGCUACAUGAUAUAAAUGAUGAUCAGAAAACAAUAGAGGAGAAGUGUGCCGCAGAGAAAAUAGACGAUGAUAGCAUUCUGUUAUAUAAUGAAUUAAACACUUUAAUUAAGGAAGGUCAAAAAGUGCUGAAUGAUGCUGAAGCAAUUCCAACUAUAUAUGCUACCAAAUCGGAAGCAUUCAUAAGCCCUCUUGAAGCAGCAAAUGAAUUGCUUAAGAUAAUGCCAAAAAAUGAUGAAAUGGCUAUACGUUUAAAAACAACUGUUAAGGAUGCAAAAGCACUCCAAGCCAAUUUAUCACAUCAUGCCAAUCUGUGGUCACAGUUUGUUGAUGAACGAGACAAUGCAACAGAUCAACUUGAAACAAAACGGAAACCACUUGAUGAGAUUGGAAACAAGCAUAUUCGAUCCUAUGAACAAGUAGCUGAUGAUCUGGAUAAACUUAAGAAAGCAGCUUUGGAAGUAAACGAUUUACGUAGUGUGAUGUCAAAAUUACAAGAUCUUUGCGAGCAGUUAGAUCCGUUGGAAACCGCAUACGCUGAUGUUCGUUUUUAUGACGUAGAUGUUGAACAAACACAACAACAAUAUGAAAAUCUCAUAUCAUUGAUAAAUAACGAACUAUACGAUGAAAACAUUCUGAAUGAAUCUACGCAACAAAUGGCUAGAGAAUUAGAAUAUCUUAAUGAAAGGCUUUCAAUGGAACCGAUUGUUCGUGAACAAUUUGAAGAGAUACUAAAUCAUCAGUUACCACCGUUGCAAGCUCAAUUGCAAGCUCUUCAAACAAAAAAUGAUGAAGUAAAACGAACUCGUAUCCACGUCAAUCCUAUGUCUCAACCAUCAAUUGAAAUAUUAACAGAACAAUUGAAUCAUAUUUGCUUGCUUGUUAACGAACAACUGGACAAUUUUGCAAAAGCUGAAAGGGAACAAAAAGCAAUGAUUAUCAGGAAAGAGUUAGAAAAGCUGCAUACAGAACCGUAUGAUGAAGAGAAAUUGAUGAAGGUUGAAGAAAAAUUACAGCAGCUUCCUGUAGAAGAUGAGAAUACACAAAUAUUGGCUGUAGAGUUGCAGAAAUUACGAGCAAAUAAAGCGGACCGUGAUGCACUUGAAAAAGAAAUAGAAAUGAAACUAGCCGAAUUACUCAAUCGCAUGAAUGUGAUACGAACAAACUUGAGUCCAAUCAUGGAAGAGGAAGAAUCGGAAAGAGGGAAGAUGAAAAACGAUAAAAAAGCAUUAUCUGAAAUUGAUGAACAAAUUAAUGCAUUUGAAUUAGCAUUAAAUGAAACAAUUAAUGAGAUUUUGUCACCGAUGAAUGAGCUUAUUUCCCAAUCACAUCAAGAGAACAUCAAUCUUCCGUCUCUUCAAUCUGAACUUGAAAAUGCACAAAAAUUCGCUGAGAAAUGCAAGGUAAAUUUGCUUUCUUACUUAAUUUUGUAA